AGAGGCAGUGAUAAAAAACAGUCUUUCGGAGCUGCACUGCACAAAAACUUCACUGCUUUAUUUCUAUGCUUUUCUCACCGACACCCAAGAGAUCGUAAUUUCGUAAUAAUUUAGCGAUAAGCGACCGCCGACCGGUGACACCAGCCGCUUACGACUUACACGGCCUUGUUUUCACUUUUCACGUUCAUGUCUCGUAUGUGAACUGGGCGAUUGCAAGUUUCUACGGAUAGUUUUUUUUUAUUUUACUUCCGACCGUUCCGUAAUUCUACGAUUUAUGCCUAAACCGGAUCCCUGUAAGAAGUUGGCUUGCGCUAUUCAAAAAUGUCUAUCUGAGAAUGAUUUUCAAGAAUCUCGUUGUACCAAACAAAUAGACAAUCUACUAGAGUGUUGUAAAAAAUAUCAUACAUUUUCACUUGUGUGUUCUGGUAUGAAACCUAAAGCAGUAACCGAGGAAAACCAAAAUAUUAAGGAUUAAUAUGUCAGCAGAACAGCCAAAUCAACAACAUAAUUAUCAACGCUUUUCUGAUAGACAAAAAUUAAAAGACUUGCCAUUUUACAGACGAUACCCUAGAGCAUUUGCAAUUACUGGAAGUACAAUUGGUUUUUUGAUCUUGUUCAGUAAAGGCUUUUAUGAUAUUUUUAAACCAAAUACUGCAGAGGAUAUAAAAAGGAAAUUAGUUAUCGAAAAAAUAAAACAGUUAAAUCUUCAAAAAGAACUUGAAUCAAGGGGAGCUGUAAGAAAAGAGUGAUGGAUGCAGUUAAUAAAGCAAAAUCACGCUUCAAAAGAUAUCCUGAGCUUUUACUUACAUGUCGUGUUGAAGGCUUAGAAUAUGCUGCGUGUAUUAUAAAAAAUGAAAAAGAUUUAAAACCUAACUCUUGUAAAACCCAAUUCAUGAAGUUUCGGGAGUGUUUGACUUCAAAUGCACUGAAGCUUAGUACAAGGAUUUAGAUGUGAAUUUAAAUUAGUUGAAGUUAUUAGAUAAAAUAAUAUGUAUUUCAUUUGGCAUACAGUAUUAGCUUUCUUUAUUAGAAUAUUAAUGAUCCUUUUCUCACAAUGGUAUGACAAUGAUGACACAGGUGUUCAUUACACCGAUAUCGACUACAAAAUAUUCACAGAUGCAGCUCAACAUAUGUGGGAAGGUAACUCUCCAUAUAUGAGACCAACAUACAGAUACACUCCAUUAAUAGCCAUGUUCCUUAUACCAAAUAUUUUGCUACACAACUGUUGGGGGAAGCUAUUAUUUUCAGCAUUUGAUUUGGCUAUUGCCAUUAUUAUACGUAAAUUAGUUUCAAAAUCCCAUCCUGGACUUAGUAAUUUGUGUGCGUACUUAUGGUUGUACAAUCCUUUAAGUAUUGUUAUUUCAACUCGUGGAAAUGCUGAUUCUAUUUCAUGUUUUCUUGUUCUUAUAACAUUGCUUGCUCAUAUUAAAAGUCGUUAUAUAUUAUCUGCAAUUUGUCUUGCAAUAUCUGUGCAUGUAAGGAUUUAUCCCAUUAUUUAUUGUUUAGUAUAUUAUUUGUCCAUUGGUAGUGAUAAUAAUUAUUCAUCGCUAUCUAAAAUGGUUCUUUUUCGGCUUUUCCCUACUCGCAAGAAAAUAUUAUUCGUUGUCACAUUUAUUUUGUCUUUAAUUGUAGUAACAUGGCCUUGGUAUUACUUUUAUGGCCAACAGUUUUUGGAUGAAGCAUAUUUAUACCAUACUCGUCGAUUAGAUGUGCGUCAUAAUUUUUCCAUUUACUUUUAUUUUAAUUAUUUACUAUCUAGCUUCGAUAAAACAUCAAUAAUAUACAGUAUAGCAACAAAACUUCCUAUAUUAAUACUAUUAGUGUCCACGUCACUCAAAUUUUCCAGUAUCAAAGACUUGCCUUUCUGCUUGUUUUGUUUAUCUUUUAUUAUGGUUGCAUUUAACACUGUCAUGACUUCUCAAUAUUUUGUAUGGUUUGUGUCAUUUUUACCAUUGUGUUAUCCAUUUAUUAACCUAACAUGUACUGAAAUUAUAAAUCUGAUCAUGAUUUGGGUAGUACCUCAGAUUGGGUGGCUUUCAUUUGCCUAUUGCUUAGAGUUCUUAGGUUUCAAUACAUUUCAAUUACUUUGGGCUGAAUCACUUAUGUUUUUUUUAGCCAAUGUUAAAGUUUUAUCAAUAAUAGUUGAUUAUUAUAAAUUUAACAAAUUAAAAAAAAAAAUUGUAAAAUAAUUAUUUUUAUUGAAAAUAAAUUUGUUUUAUUACUAUUGGUUUAUCAGUAAUUUUCUUGGUAAUAGUUCAAGACCUAAAUAAUUUUAAACAAAUAUUAUUUGGUGCGUACGGACGUUUAAUUUAUUCCCAAUUAUUAUAGUGUACUGUAUUAAACUAUAUAUAUAUAUAUUAUAUUUCUGAUAUGAUUUCAUACUAGGACUACAAAUAUCUAAAAGGUAAAGGGGGGUUAGUCUAUAAAAAAUCAAAAUAAAUUAUUUUCUUUAUUAUCAUCUAUCUAUUACAGUUAAUAAAAUGUCUAUCUAUUAUAUUUCUAUUUUAUUAAAAUAAUAUUAUAGCACAGCAGUUAUUAGGGAUAUAAGCAAUGUUCAAUAACCAUUAACUAUGGUUAAUAAGUCAUAACAAAUCAUAAAUUGUUGCAAUUUAUAGUUAGGGGGACUAAUAGUUUUAAUUAUAACAAUUGUAUCUAUUUUAAUAUUAUUUAAUAAAAUAUGCAAGUUAUAAAAACA
Acyrthosiphon pisum (pea aphid) is the source of this 2695-nucleotide messenger RNA. RefSeq names its product cx9C motif-containing protein 4. The record is from RefSeq and is a predicted model, not a curated record. Bases 990 to 2189 code for a protein of 399 amino acids. Gene Ontology annotation, molecular function: alpha-1,4-mannosyltransferase activity; GPI mannosyltransferase activity. Lineage: Eukaryota; Metazoa; Arthropoda; Insecta; Hemiptera; Aphididae. Gene Ontology annotation, biological process: GPI anchor biosynthetic process. The transcript has 4 exons. Gene Ontology annotation, cellular component: glycosylphosphatidylinositol-mannosyltransferase I complex; membrane; mitochondrial intermembrane space.